This is a messenger RNA of Cladophialophora psammophila CBS 110553, 1185 nucleotides long. Its product is annotated as alternative oxidase, mitochondrial. NCBI's taxonomy places the organism in Eukaryota, Fungi, Ascomycota, Eurotiomycetes, Chaetothyriales, Herpotrichiellaceae. Gene Ontology annotation, molecular function: alternative oxidase activity. Gene Ontology annotation, cellular component: mitochondrion. Bases 1 to 1185 code for a protein of 394 amino acids. The transcript is spliced from 4 exons. The record is from RefSeq and is a predicted model, not a curated record. Gene Ontology annotation, biological process: alternative respiration.
AUGCUAUCGACAACCACAAUAUCGCAUAACAUCCACUCGGCUUCACCUAUAGCCCAGCUAGGGCGAGCUGCAUUCCCUCUCGCUCAUACCAGGAGUGCGAUUCCAAGACAACACGCGGCGCUCUGGGUUGGGUCAGCCAACUACUCAUCCACAGCAGGGACGCCGUCACGCCCAUUCUCAUCAAAAACCCAGCCCCAUCCUAUCGCGCCGUUCAGUUUCAUCAACCCAGUCCCUCACAAUGCGGCCAAGCUGGCUUCAGCACGAGAAUUCUCGACAACACGUAUAGCGAAGCUCCGUGAUUUUUUCCCGCCCCAGGAGACCAAGUUUAUUCGACAGACACCGCCCGCCUGGGUGCACCAUGGCUAUACCGAGGCCGAAAUGGUGAAUGUCGAAACCGCACAUCGAGAACCAAAGAACAUGGGUGACUGGUUUGCCUGGAAACUCAUCAGAUUCUGUCGAGUUUGCAUGGAUCUCGCGACCGGUCUCCGUCCGGAACAACAAGUCGAUAAGAAGAAUCCCACCACAGCAGUUGAGGCAGCCAAGCCAUUAACGGAGGCACAAUGGCUCGUACGUUUUGUAUUUCUCGAAUCCAUUGCCGGCGUUCCUGGCAUGGUUGCUGGUAUGCUGCGACAUCUUCGGUCUCUCCGACGGAUGAAGCGCGACAACGGCUGGAUUGAGACGCUAUUGGAGGAGUCAUACAACGAACGAAUGCACCUCCUAACUUUCAUGAAGAUGUGCGAGCCAGGUUGGUUCAUGAAGACCAUGAUCCUGGGUGCCCAAGGCGUGUUUUUCAACGCAUUAUUCUUCUCAUACCUGAUUUCGCCAAAGAUUUGCCAUCGUUUUGUUGGCUAUCUGGAGGAGGAAGCAGUGCACACUUAUACCAGAUGCAUCCGCGAGAUCGACCAGGGAAUGCUGGAGAAGUGGAGUGACCCAGACUUCAAAAUCCCCGACAUGGCGGUGCAAUAUUGGAACAUGCCCGAGGGAAAGAGAACCAUGAAAGAUCUCAUCAUGUACAUCAGAGCCGACGAAGCGGUCCACAGAGGUGUCAACCACACACUGAGCAACUUGAACUACAAAGAGGAUCCGAACCCGUUUGUCAGCGAUUACAAGACCGAGAGUUCAGGCCACAAACCCAAGGCGGUACUGAAGCCUGCCGGGUAUGAACGAAACGAGGUUAUUGGUUAG